AGUAACUUUUGGCUGAUUAGCUACAUGCUAUUGACAUGAAAAUCAGAUUCGUGAGAGGCUACUUGAGAGUAAAAUGCAAACGAAUCUGUCCACGUGAAUCAAAAUCAGUCAGAAACUCGAAUGGAUUUCAGUAGCAAAGAAGAUCACGUACAUAACUCGAAUAUGCGUGGUGCAAGUGAUAAAGCUAGAAGCGACAUCGUACAGUCUUCGAGUAGACAUCCAGAGUCUUGACAGAGCUGGUUGAUGAAUGUCUUCGAUGGACGUCCAACUCGAAAACGUUUUCGUCAUCGUCAGCGUACGCCUUGGAUUUGCCAGCGUUCCAUUUAGUUCGGAACAUCCGGGUGCACUGCCCUCGUUCCCGUACUGCUGGUCAGUGUGUCCGCAGACAGCCAGCAGAGGGACAGACGAAGCCGAUCGGGACGAACCCUGGCGGCGAAGAAAGAUCGUACGAUGUCGGUUCUGCGGCAGGGGUUACCGAUCUCGCACGAGUCUGCACGGGCACGAACGCCUGCAUACGGGCGAGCGACCAUACGCGUGCACGCACUGCGAUCGACGCUUCAUCAACCACGCGACGGCGCUGCGGCACGAACGCGUUCACACGGGCGAGCAACCGUUCACCUGCCGCUACUGCGACAUGCGAUUCUCCGAGAAGGCAAACGCGCAGCGACACGAGGCGAAGCGACAUCUGGCGAGCGAUGGUCGAACGAAAUCGCCGUAGAAACGUGCUGUUGCCAUAGCGAUCGAUAGUUUCUUCUCUCGCGCGCGCGUUGCUAACUAACAGUUACUCGGCAGACGUACAUGUAAUACAGCUAACUGACGAAUCAUAGGGAAGCCUAUACAAUCUUAUUACAGCCUGCAAGCUGGUUGAUUGACGGAUUUCUUCUCUGUCUGGCAGUAUACGGGCUUGCUUGCUUAGACCAUACUGCUGAAUGUUGACCAUGUAAUGAGUUUAUAAUGUGGUUAUUUAACAAGUGUGUCUUU
Molecule: messenger RNA, 981 nt
Organism: Priapulus caudatus
Lineage: Eukaryota; Metazoa; Priapulida; Priapulimorpha; Priapulimorphida; Priapulidae
Product: zinc finger protein 32-like
Exons: 4
Coding region: 248-718 (156 amino acids)
Biological process (GO): regulation of transcription by RNA polymerase II
Molecular function (GO): RNA polymerase II cis-regulatory region sequence-specific DNA binding; DNA-binding transcription factor activity
Source: RefSeq, a predicted model, not a curated record